Suricata suricatta (meerkat) is the source of this 1476-nucleotide messenger RNA. Its product is annotated as calpain-8-like. Gene Ontology annotation, cellular component: cytoplasm. The record is from RefSeq and is a predicted model, not a curated record. The transcript has 11 exons. Gene Ontology annotation, molecular function: calcium-dependent cysteine-type endopeptidase activity. Gene Ontology annotation, biological process: proteolysis. The coding region runs from base 1 to 1476 and encodes 491 amino acids. Lineage: Eukaryota; Metazoa; Chordata; Mammalia; Carnivora; Herpestidae.
AUGUCAGUGCUGGCAGCCGGUGUAUCGAAGCAGGGGAUGGCAGCUCAAGGUCAUGGCUCCCACCACGAAGCCGUCAGGUAUUUGGGGCAGGACUUCGAGACCCUGAGAAGGCAGUGCUUGGACUCGGGGCUCCUGUUCGAGGACCCUGAGUUCCCAGCAUGCCCGUCAGCCUUGGGCUACGAGGACCUUGGCCCACAUUCCCCCCAGACUCGAGGCAUCGUCUGGAAGCGGCCCCCGGAACUGUGUGCCAGCCCCCAGUUUAUCGUUGGCGGAGCCACACGCACAGACAUCUGUCAGGGAGACCUGGGUGACUGCUGGCUCCUGGCGGCCCUCGCCUCCCUCACCUUGAAUGAGGAGCUGCUUUACCGCGUGGUCCCCAGAGACCAGGACUUCCAGCAGGACUAUGCAGGGAUCUUUCAUUUCCAGUUCUGGCGGUACGGCCAGUGGGUAGACGUGAUCGUGGACGACAGGCUGCCCACCAAGAAUGGGGAAUUGCUGUUCCUUCGCUCCGGGACGGGCGGCGAGUUCUGGGGCGCCCUGCUGGAGAAGGCCUACGCCAAGCUUCGUGGCUCCUACGAGGCUCUCACAGGGGGUUCCACGGUGGAGGGGCUUAAGGACCUCACAGGCGGCAUAUGUGAGUUUUAUGACCUGAGGAAGCCUCCGGCCGGCCUGUUUCAGAUCAUCCGGAAGGCCCUCCGCGCCGGGUGUCUGCUGGCCUGCUCCAUCGAUGUCUCUGGUGCAGCCGAGGUAGAAGCAGAGACCACUACCUGCCAGAAGCUGGUGAAGAGCCACGCCUACUCUGUCACUGGAGUCGAAGAGGUGGAUUUCCGGGGCCGUCCCGAGAAGCUGGUCAGACUCCGGAACCCGUGGGGCGAAGUGGAGUGGACGGGGGCGUGGAGUGACAGUGCACCAGAAUGGAAUCUCAUAGACCCCCGGCAGAAGGAGGAGCUGGACAAGAGAGCUGAGGAUGGGGAGUUCUGGAUGUCAUUUUCAGAUUUCUUGAGGCAGUUCUCCCGGCUGGAGAUCUGCAGCUUGUCCCCGGACUCCCUGAGCAGCGACCAGCUGCACAAAUGGAACUUGGUCCUGUUCAACUGCCACUGGACGCAGGGCUCCACCCCUGUCCCCAGAGAGGUAAUCCAGCACAGGCAGAGGUGGCUCUCCUUGGGGAUGGCGCGUCUGCUUCCUCCCACACCAUCCCGCGAGCUGCUGCCCCUGGUGGGUGGCAAAGACCAGGUUGGCUCCCGCCCUGCCCCCGAGGAGGGGACAGGGGCGGAGCUCCAUCAACGACGCCCCUGGGCCAGAACCUCUUCCUGGGCCUCCAGACUGUGGGCGCGCUCUGGGACCCACACCACCCUGAGGGAGGUGACCCGCUGGCUGCAGCUGCCCUCGGGGGAGUACCUGCUGGUGCCGUCGACCCUCCAGCCCUCCCAGGACCCGGAGGGGUUCUCAGGGCAGGGCGAGGGGGCUGGCAGGUGA